CAUUAGCAGUAGGGACGCGCUUUAGACUCCGGGAACCAUUCUUCAAAAAGGGGCGUGUCAAUGUUGUAUUAAAAAAACAACAAAACCACACACUGAAUUGGAAAGCAUGGAUAUACGGUUUGAUGGUAAAAAGGCCUUAGUGACGGGGGCUGGAAAAGGUAUUGGAAGAGAUACUGUGAAACUUCUUGCAAAAUGCGGAGCUGAUGUGUAUGCACUAAGCCGUACUCAGUCUGAUCUGGAUAGCCUUAAAGCCGAGGUACCAGAAAUAAAAACAGUUUGUGUAGAUCUUAGUGAUUGGGACUCCACCAAGGUAGCCGUGGAAGGAUGUGGCCCUAUCGACUUGUUAGUAAACAAUGCAGCCAUUGCGAAGUUGGAACCAUUUCUUGAAGUGACAAAAGAGUUCUACAGUUACUAUUUAAAUAAUUAUUUCGUCAACAGAACAAUGAAUGUAAAUGUUCGGCAGCUUAUCCAGGUAUCUCAGAUUGUUGCUAGGGGAAUGGUUGAGCGUGGCUUAGGUGGCAGUAUUGUGAAUGUGUCAAGUCAAGCUUCCCUUGUUGGGUUAACAAACCACACAGUUUAUUGUGCAACAAAGGCUGCUGUUGACUCCCUGACAAAAACAAUGGCACUCGAACUGGGUCCAAAAAAUAUAAGAGUGAACUCUGUGAAUCCAACAGUAGUGAACACAGCUAUGGGUAAGAUAGGCUGGAGCAAACCAGAGAAGGCCGAGCCAAUGAAGAGGCGUAUACCCCUAGGCAGAUUUGCUGAGGUUGAAGAGGUUGUGCAUGUGAUUCUAUUUCUUCUGAGUGACAAGAGCUCAAUGAUGAAUGGCACUUGUCUGCCAAUAGAUGGCGGUAUGUCAAGCACCGGAGUGUGAUUGGAGCAGUCUUGACCAACAAGUACUGUUAGCCAUGUCUCAUGGCUUCAAUAAUAAAUUUGAAAUAAUGUGACAAUGUUUCCACGAAAACCUGGACUAAGUCACAAGUUUACAUUCGGAGAAAAUCAAUAACUAAGUUGUCGGGUCACAUAUUAUCAAGUAUGAUACUGAAAACUAAAGUUACAAAUUUGUUUACAUUUUGUAACUGUUCACUGUGCAUGCGCUCAUUCGCAAACUGUGCAACUUUUUUGCGAAUGAACUUUUUACCAAAUUAUAAAACAAAACAUUGAAAAAAUUAUAUUGAUGAUGGUGACUAUUGUGAUUCUUAUGGUGAGGCAGACAGUAAUAGUACUGAUAUUGAUGUUGGUUCUGCUUUUGGUGGCAGUGAUUAUGAUGAUAAUAGGCCUACCAUGGAAAUUGUCUGACCAUCUGACCACCCACACCAUGAAUACAGAACUUGUGCUAAGAUUUAUAGAUGUAUGGAUGAUAUUUUUUUUGGCGUAAUUUUAAUGAUUUCUUUGAGGUGCCUCUGAACAAUUUUUAUUGGAAGAGGAGCUAUAUAAAUAAGAUACAUAAUUAUUCUUAAGACAAAUUGAGGAAUCAUUAAAAAACAGAAUUAUGCAAGAUA
Anneissia japonica is the source of this 1502-nucleotide messenger RNA. RefSeq names its product L-xylulose reductase-like. Gene Ontology annotation, molecular function: L-xylulose reductase (NADPH) activity; carbonyl reductase (NADPH) activity. Bases 107 to 874 code for a protein of 255 amino acids. Gene Ontology annotation, biological process: glucose metabolic process; xylulose metabolic process. The transcript has 8 exons. Lineage: Eukaryota; Metazoa; Echinodermata; Crinoidea; Comatulida; Comatulidae. The record is from RefSeq and is a predicted model, not a curated record.